This is a messenger RNA of Thunnus maccoyii (southern bluefin tuna), 858 nucleotides long. It is a transcript of the gene zswim7, whose product is annotated as zinc finger, SWIM-type containing 7. Bases 58 to 489 code for a protein of 143 amino acids. NCBI's taxonomy places the organism in Eukaryota, Metazoa, Chordata, Actinopteri, Scombriformes, Scombridae. The transcript has 5 exons. The record is from RefSeq and is a predicted model, not a curated record. Gene Ontology annotation, molecular function: zinc ion binding. Gene Ontology annotation, cellular component: Shu complex. Gene Ontology annotation, biological process: double-strand break repair via homologous recombination.
UCCUAUUGGCUAGAGGAGCCGAUGACGCCAUGAAACUCAACAGUCUCAAAAAUCAAAAUGCGCUCAUGUUUGCCUACAGUUGCUGAACAGCUUUUUCGAGAUAUUCAGAAAACAUACCAGGAAACGUCUCAAAUUCCUGAUGACCUGCUCAUUGCGCUGAAGUUUGUCUUUGGGUCUUGUGCGCUGCAAGCUUUGGACCUGGUAGACCAGCGUUCAGUCACCUGUCUGUCAUCUCCAAGUGGACGCAAGGCCUUCCAGGUAAUGGGAGGCUCGGGACGUUUGUACACCUGCUUCGUGUCCUGUCACUACUGCCCGUGCCCGGCCUUCGCCUACACUGUGCUCCACAGAAAUGAAGGCCUGCUGUCUCUUUUCUCUCAGUGCAAACACAUCCUGGCCGCCUACCUGUGUCAGGCCAUGGGUGUGACUCAGCAGGAGAGUGUGUCUGAUCAGCAGAUGUCCAUGCUGCUCAGUGGGACUGCAGCCCUGUGACACCCAGAUACUGCUCAGUACUGAGUACAGCAGGUGGACCAGCACACCUGGCUCCACAGGGACAGCAGGGACCCUCUUGGACGAGAGCCGAUGUUUUAAAUGGAAACUUUGGGUCACUACAAAGACGACAGGAGCACGAGACAACUACCAUGGUUUCUACUCUUUCAUAUGUCUCUUUAAAAGACACCAGAUGUUGCUUUAUUUGUUUUUUCUUUUGCAAGAGUUUGUAAUCUGUUUCCAUGGUAACGACAUCUGUUCAUUGAGUUUGCGCACUGCUUUAUUUUUAGGUUUAGGCUUAGGCUUUUUUAUCUAGGGAAGUAGUGAGUUACUUCAGAGACAUUUUUAAAACAUGGAUGUAUUUUUUUCCCC